AUGGCAGCUACCUACACCUCCGUGGACUUGGCCCAGCACACCCAGCUCCCCGGAAGCUUGAGUGGGUUUAAGCGCGAGGAUGAACCCGUGACUCCUAUCCAUAACGACCGCCACACCAAGCGCCCCUACUACGGCAAGUGCCAGUACAAGACCGGCAAGUGCUUCAACGAACGCACUCUCAAGCGCAACGGUGAACCGCACUCGCUGUGCGAGGAGCACCGCAUCAAGCAGAACUUGAUCCAGCGCCGCAGCGACCGCAAGUACCAGACGGUGCACGCCAUUCGCCGUCGCGAACGAUCUCAGCGUCGGAAAAAGCAAGUUUCUACGACAAUGGCCCAGCAGCUCUUUUAUGAGCACCAUCAGCAGAAGGCGCUGAGUACCCCGGUGCCUCAACAUCACCCUAUUAAUUUGCCGACAGUCAACGAGAAUUGCGCUACUGCGACUCCGAAUGUGUGUGAAAUCGUGGGCCUGGUCCAAACCAUUCAAGUCCCGCAGCCACCUUCAGCUUUUGAGCUUAACGAUUACUUUGGCGUGAGCUCUCAACUAAUGACGUUGUACCAGCCACAUGGUGAUUGCGUGGAAAUGACGGGAGCAACCUGGGGUUCUAUGCUGGAUGAAUCUAGCCCCACCAGUGUUGAUAAUGCCACGCUGAUCUCGCCCCUGGACAUUCCUUCUUGCCCAGACUUCCCUUUCAUGCCCAUAGCGCCGUGGUCGGGUAAAGAGCAGGCCUGGAGCAAUGACGACAUCGAAUUUCUGUGGGCACUUCUGCUGGCCUAA
Phytophthora nicotianae INRA-310 is the source of this 777-nucleotide messenger RNA. RefSeq lists its product as hypothetical. The record is from RefSeq and is a predicted model, not a curated record. The transcript has a single exon. Bases 1 to 777 code for a protein of 258 amino acids. NCBI's taxonomy places the organism in Eukaryota, Oomycota, Peronosporomycetes, Peronosporales, Peronosporaceae.